Molecule: messenger RNA, 1122 nt
Organism: Alternaria rosae
Lineage: Eukaryota; Fungi; Ascomycota; Dothideomycetes; Pleosporales; Pleosporaceae
Exons: 2
Coding region: 336-938 (200 amino acids)
Source: RefSeq, a predicted model, not a curated record
GCCGUGGCUGCCGGACGAGCUUGACCUCUGGGUGGCUGAGGCUGAGUGCAGCCCGAGUUCGCUGAGUGUGCGGUGCUCCGCCCCCAAAGACGCGAUGGAUUUGUUCAGUCAUCGGAUCUGGUAGUCAGCAGAUCUUGUUGGGUGCUGCGGCAGUAGGCGGGCAGUAUAAGACUCUGAUGUUCGUGUUGUGACGCUCUUGUCUCAUUCACACAUCAACGCGUAUCCCGUAUCCCGUACUCGCCCCCAAUCUUACGUCAACCACCCCUCAAUCGACCCCUCAUCAGCGCAACACCAGCGUCUAAUCACCUUUCCUGACCUACAAACACACAAGCAUCAUGUCUGGCCCGUACGAUCAAUACAACCAGGGUUACCAGCAAUACCCGCCUCAAGGCCAAUACCCUCCCCAACAACAAGGCUGGGGACCACAAGGUGGUUACCAGCAACAAGGCCACCCGCCUCAACAAGGCCAGGGCUACUACGACCAGCAACAGCAGGGCUACCAGCAGCAAGGCUAUAACCAGCAGUAUGGUGCGCCUACUCACGGCGGCUUCCAGCAUGGGCAGCAAGUAGCGCCAUACGACCAGCAACAGCAAGGAUACGGCCAGCAACAACAAUAUCCUCCACAAGGCCAAUACCCUGGUCAAGCGCCAUCAGGACAGUUCCCGCAGCAAGGCGCAUAUGCCGCAGACCAGUACCCACAGGGCCACAAUGCCUACGGCCAGCCGCAGCAAGGACAGCAGUACGGCGCCACAGACCCCAAUAUGCAGGCUGAAGGCGACCGAGGCCUCAUGGGUGCUCUAGGUGGCGGUGCAGCUGGCUACUUCGGAGGCAACAAGAUGGGCGGUCACGGCAUUAUUGGUGCCAUAGCAGGUUCCAUCCUUGGCUCAAAGUUGGAGGACAAGCACAAGAAGCCCAAGCACGGCAACGGCUACCACUAGAAGGGCAAGACAAGAACGAAGUCUUUGGGUUAAUGUCUUUUGUUUUAGUUUAGUAAUGGGUGGCUUGCUCUCUUUCACGGCGCUUUGAAUGACCGUUACGACUUUGGGGUGUUGGGUAUGCGCAUUAGGCAUCUCUAGAAUGAACGGUAGUCACGAAUCAAUACAUUUCUGAUAGACGCUACGA